Dovyalis caffra is the source of this 1299-nucleotide messenger RNA. The record is from the annotation of a GenBank genome assembly. Lineage: Eukaryota; Viridiplantae; Streptophyta; Magnoliopsida; Malpighiales; Salicaceae.
AUGGACACCAUGCCUCAUGAUGAAUCAUCGCUGGCUGUGCCUCUCCUUGUUGAUAAGGGGCAACACAGGCUAGGAUGUAAUGUGGGAGAUGUGGAGUCAAAUUCCAGUUAUACAAGUACAGGCAACGCAUCUUCUUUCAAGACUGUUUUCCACGGACUAAAUGCUUUGUCAGGAGUUGGGAUCCUUUCAGUUCCAUACGCACUAUCAUCAGGAGGAUGGUUGAGCUUGAUCCUCCUCUUUGUUAUCUCUAGUGCAGCCUUUUACACAGGCUUAUUGAUCCAAAGAUGUAUGGAUGUGGAUUCCGAUAUCAGAACUUAUCCUGAAAUAGGCGAGCGUGCUUUUGGUAACAAGGGAAGACUCUUGGUAUCAGUCGUCAUGUAUACAGAACUCUACUUAGUUGCAACAGGAUUCCUCAUUCUUGAAGGGGAUAAUUUACAAAAUUUAUUUCCUAACAUGGGACUUGAAGUGGCAGGGUUUGAAAUAGGUGGCAGACAAAGUUUUGUUAUAAUUGUGGCCCUUCUUAUUUUGCCUACGGUUUGGUUGGAUAACAUAAGCAUUCUUUCUUAUAUCUCUGCCAGUGGGGUUUUAGCUUCUGCUAUCAUUCUAAUUUCCAUUUUUUGGACUGGUGCAUUUGAUGGAGUUGGAUUCGAGGAAAAGGGUACGCUAGUAAAUUGGCAUGGAAUCCCUACAGCAGUAAGUUUGUAUGCCUUCUGUUAUUGUGCACAUCCAGUCUUCCCCACCCUUUACAUUUCUAUGAAAAAUAAGCAUCAGUUCUCCAACGUGAUGAUUCUUUGUUAUAUUUUAUGCACCUUUGGCUACGCAUCAAUGGCGAUUCUGGGUUACCUAAUGUUUGGAUCAAACGUCCAGUCACAGAUAACCUUAAACCUUCCAACCAAUAAGUUUAGCUCAAGACUGGCAAUAUACACUACACUGGUCAAUCCCGUAUCAAAAUUCGCCCUGAUGGUUAUGCCAAUAGUGAAUGCUACCAAAAGUUGGCUUCCAAUGAACUGCAAUACAAGGGCAUUUAGCUUCUUGACCAGUACUGCUUUAGUGAUCAGCAGUGUCAUUUUAGCCCUCUCUCUCCCUUUCUUUGGUGACCUCAUGUCGCUGGUCGGAGCGUUUUUAAGUAUGACGGCUUCUAUUAUACUUCCAUGCUUAUGUUACUUGAAGAUUUCAGGAACUUACCAGAGAUUCGGAUUUGAAAUGGUGGUAUUAGGGAGUGUAGUGCUACUUGGUGUUGCUGUUGUGAUAUUUGGUACUUGCACCUCUCUCUUGGAGAUAAUAAACCACUUGAAAUAA